Molecule: messenger RNA, 1274 nt
Organism: Exophiala xenobiotica
Lineage: Eukaryota; Fungi; Ascomycota; Eurotiomycetes; Chaetothyriales; Herpotrichiellaceae
Product: ubiquitin-conjugating enzyme E2 8, variant
Exons: 3
Coding region: 457-897 (146 amino acids)
Biological process (GO): protein polyubiquitination; ubiquitin-dependent protein catabolic process
Cellular component (GO): nucleus
Molecular function (GO): ubiquitin conjugating enzyme activity
Source: RefSeq, a predicted model, not a curated record
AAAGGCCAGCCACUGAAACGAGGACAAGAGACAAAAGACAAGAAGAACACCCCACGUCCGUUCUCCAACAUUGCAUAUCAAUCAUCGUUAACUUCCUGCGUUCGUUCUACCAUCUUUACAGACUGACACUGUUUCUAAUUCGUCAACUACUCUUCAAAUACUCAGGUUCUUGACCUCUCGUCUUCACCCACCACACCUUCCCUACAUACCGUCACAGUGCUCCGGGGAAGAAAGAAACAGCCGAGUUCAAACCGCUUAUCCGAUCCUCUCCCGUGAUACCCAAUCCCAAUCUCUUCCGACGAUUCUGUUGCCACCAACAAUCAUAUCUGCCUUGUCCCUCUUCAAGACGGUCUCUGCUUGGCUCGCAGUUCGACUGCUUCCAAAUCACUCAGUCCCUCAAGUCGAACACGCUCAGAGGCUGCUGCACCCAAAUAGCAUCAAGAGAAAACAUUCACCAUGAGUAGUCCCAAGCGGAGGAUAGAGACGGAUGUGAUGAAGCUCAUGAUGAGCGACUACGAAGUGACAUUGGUCAACGACAAUAUGCAGGAAUUCUACGUCAUCUUCAAAGGACCAUCCGAAACACCCUUUGCAGAAGGAAAAUGGAAAGUCCACGUCGAGUUACCUGAUCAAUAUCCCUACAAGUCGCCUUCCAUUGGCUUUGUUAACAAGAUCUUCCAUCCGAAUAUCGACGAGGGAUCCGGAUCAGUAUGCUUGGAUGUCAUCAAUCAGACGUGGUCACCCAUGUUCGACAUGAUCAACAUCUUCGAAGUUUUCCUUCCUCAACUCCUGAGAUAUCCCAAUCCUACCGACCCACUCAACGGAGAAGCAGCGGCCCUGCUCAUGCGAGAACCGAGAAGCUACGAUGCGAGAGUGAAAGGUAGGGUUGAGCAAGGCUAGGUUUGCGCGUUGACUGAUUGGAUACAGAGUAUAUCGCACAGUAUGCCACAAACAUCCAUGCCGAUGCCGACGAAGACGAGAACGAGACGGAUGGGGAGUUGAGCGAGGUGGAAGACUUCAAUAGUGAUGGUGAGGAUGAGCCAGCUGGAGCCAUGGAGGAUGUAUGAGGGACCCCGUCAAUUUGGGGCAUUACAGCACCGGCGCUAUCUCGACAUUUGGGCUAUAUACUGGUAGGGCGCUCGGAGCACCAUGGAUAGGAAUGGCAAUCGGCAGGGUAUGGUAUCUAGCCGUAGUCCGGGCUUUCAGGACGAAUUUGCUGUACUUCAAAUAGUUCUUGACUUGAACUCGUCUCAACAGCAAAAAUUAUUCUGUGCACC